GGGCCGCGCGGCUCAGGCAGUCGGGGCGCGAGGCUGCAGCGGCGGAGCCGGAGUCGGAGCCGGGAGCGCGAGCUGCAGCCGGAUCGCAGCCUGCGGGGCCCGCCGCAGCCAUGGGCAACCGCGGCAUGGAAGAUCUCAUCCCGCUGGUCAACCGGCUGCAAGACGCCUUCUCUGCCAUCGGCCAGAACGCGGACCUCGACCUGCCGCAGAUCGCCGUGGUGGGCGGCCAGAGCGCCGGCAAGAGCUCGGUGCUCGAGAAUUUCGUAGGCAGGGACUUCCUGCCUCGAGGAUCUGGCAUUGUCACCCGACGUCCCCUGGUCUUGCAGCUGGUCAAUGCAACCACAGAAUAUGCCGAGUUCCUGCACUGCAAGGGAAAGAAAUUCACCGACUUCGAGGAGGUGCGCCUUGAGAUCGAGGCCGAGACCGACCGGGUCACCGGCACCAACAAGGGCAUCUCGCCGGUGCCUAUCAACCUCCGCGUCUACUCGCCGCAUGUGCUGAACCUGACCCUGGUGGACCUGCCCGGAAUGACCAAGGUCCCGGUGGGGGACCAACCUCCCGACAUCGAGUUCCAGAUACGGGACAUGCUUAUGCAGUUUGUCACCAAGGAGAACUGCCUCAUCCUGGCCGUGUCCCCUGCCAACUCUGACCUGGCCAAUUCUGACGCCCUCAAGGUCGCCAAGGAGGUGGACCCCCAGGGCCAGCGCACCAUCGGGGUCAUCACCAAGCUGGACCUGAUGGACGAGGGCACAGAUGCCCGUGACGUGCUGGAGAACAAGCUGCUCCCCCUGCGCAGAGGCUACAUUGGGGUGGUGAACCGGAGCCAGAAGGACAUUGAUGGCAAGAAGGACAUUACUGCCGCCUUGGCUGCUGAACGAAAGUUCUUCCUCUCCCAUCCAUCUUAUCGCCACUUGGCUGACCGUAUGGGCACGCCCUACCUGCAGAAGGUCCUCAAUCAGCAAUUGACGAACCACAUCCGGGACACGCUGCCGGGGCUGCGGAACAAGCUGCAGAGCCAGCUGCUGUCCAUUGAGAAGGAGGUGGAGGAGUACAAGAACUUCCGCCCUGAUGACCCGGCUCGCAAGACCAAGGCCCUGCUGCAGAUGGUCCAGCAGUUCGCCGUAGACUUUGAGAAGCGCAUUGAGGGCUCAGGAGAUCAGAUCGACACCUAUGAACUGUCAGGGGGAGCCCGUAUUAACCGAAUCUUCCACGAGCGCUUCCCCUUUGAGCUGGUCAAGAUGGAGUUUGACGAGAAGGAACUUCGAAGGGAGAUCAGUUAUGCUAUCAAGAAUAUCCAUGGCAUUAGAACGGGGCUGUUUACCCCAGACAUGGCCUUUGAGACCAUUGUGAAAAAGCAGGUGAAGAAGAUCCGAGAACCGUGUCUCAAGUGUGUGGACAUGGUUAUCUCGGAGCUAAUCAGCACCGUUAGACAGUGCACCAAGAAGCUCCAGCAGUACCCGCGGCUGCGGGAGGAGAUGGAGCGCAUCGUGACCACCCACAUCCGGGAGCGCGAGGGCCGCACCAAGGAGCAGGUCAUGCUUCUCAUCGAUAUCGAGCUGGCUUACAUGAACACCAACCAUGAGGACUUCAUAGGCUUUGCCAAUGCUCAGCAGAGGAGUAACCAGAUGAACAAGAAGAAGACUUCAGGGAACCAGGAUGAGAUUCUGGUCAUCCGCAAGGGCUGGCUGACUAUCAAUAAUAUUGGCAUCAUGAAAGGGGGCUCCAAGGAGUACUGGUUUGUGCUGACCGCUGAGAAUCUGUCCUGGUACAAGGAUGAUGAGGAGAAAGAGAAGAAAUACAUGCUGUCUGUGGACAACCUCAAGCUGCGGGACGUGGAAAAGGGCUUCAUGUCGAGCAAGCACAUCUUUGCCCUCUUUAACACGGAGCAGAGGAAUGUCUACAAGGAUUAUCGGCAGCUGGAGCUGGCCUGUGAGACACAGGAGGAGGUGGACAGCUGGAAGGCCUCCUUCCUGAGGGCUGGCGUAUACCCUGAGCGUGUUGGGGACAAAGAGAAAGCCAGUGAGACGGAGGAGAAUGGCUCCGACAGCUUCAUGCAUUCCAUGGACCCACAGCUGGAACGGCAAGUGGAGACCAUCCGGAAUCUUGUGGACUCGUACAUGGCCAUUGUCAACAAGACCGUGCGGGACCUCAUGCCCAAAACUAUCAUGCACCUCAUGAUUAACAAUACCAAGGAGUUCAUCUUCUCGGAGCUGCUGGCCAACCUGUACUCGUGUGGGGACCAGAACACGCUGAUGGAGGAGUCGGCGGAGCAGGCACAGCGGCGCGACGAGAUGCUGCGCAUGUACCACGCGCUGAAGGAGGCGCUCAGCAUCAUCGGCGACAUCAAUACGACCACCGUCAGCACGCCCAUGCCCCCGCCCGUGGACGACUCCUGGCUGCAGGUGCAGAGCGUACCGGCCGGACGCAGGUCGCCCACGUCCAGCCCCACGCCGCAGCGCCGAGCCCCCGCCGUGCCCCCAGCCCGGCCCGGGUCGCGGGGCCCUGCUCCUGGGCCUCCGCCUGCUGGGUCCGCCCUGGGGGGGGCGCCCCCCGUGCCCUCCAGGCCGGGGGCUUCCCCUGACCCUUUCGGCCCUCCCCCUCAGGUGCCCUCGCGCCCCAACCGCGCCCCGCCCGGGGUCCCCAGCAGGAAGGGCCCAGCCUCACCUACGCGACCUGCAGCCCCCCGACCAGCCGAGGCUCCCCUCUUAGACUUAUAAGUCUAUGGCCACUGGCAUCCAGCUGCCUGCCCUCCCUGCCUCCCCCAGGGUCAUUUCAGAGGGUCCUGGGUUUUCUGACUACCGAGAAGGGCCUCUGGCGCUCCCUCCAGCCAUCCCUUUUAGUUUCACCCUCCUGGUUCAAGCAGUGUUCUUUCUCUAUCAGGCCUGGUGGCUGUUGCGUGGGGCUCCCCAAGGCAAGGGGUGGCCCUGGGCCGGUGGGUUGGAAGACAGGGUGACCAGAGAAGAGGGAAGCCCGAGGGGGCCGAGCAUCAGCUUGAACUGUGGGUGCCCUGCCUGGGUGCUGUGUGAAAGGCCAGCGUGUGUGGGGUGGGGAGGGCCGCCACAGCCUCCAGGCGAUACCGGUGAAGCUACAGCUCCUCCCUCCAUCUUCCUCUCCUUUUCCUUCCAGCCCCUCUUUUCCAGGAACCUUGCCACACCCACACCUGCGCCCUCCCCUCCCCGGCCCUCCCACCACUGCUGCGGUGUGGCCGGCCCCUGCCGGUGUGCUGCACUUGCCUUACCAGCUCUCUCCUCGCUUUUCUCUCCCGUUUUCUCUUUGCUUUCUCUCCAACUGCCAGCCGAUCGGGUCAGGCAAGUCCAUCCCGUCCUGAGAGCCCCAGGCCCCCCUUCGACCUCUAAACAGAUCCCUCCUCUUCUCGGAGACCUCCCUUUCCAAGCCUGCCUGGACGGCUGUUCUGUGACUUGACAGUGGCUUCCCUAGCCCCAAAGCCAGCCCCCUUCAUCUGUGACUUAGUCUGUUGUAGUGGUGAGCUGACACCUCCAGGCGUGACCAUUGGUGAAAACUUGUGCCCCUUCUGUGGUAUGCCCUUGCCUUGUUCUAUAAAUAUCUAUAAAUACUCAUAUAUAUACACACCUACACAUGGCCGACCGCCUCGCCUCUAGCGCUGGGAAUCAGUCACUGUGCUGUCCUUGUGGAGUCUUGUGGCCCAACUACAAGAGAACGCUGUCCCCUGACAUCCCCCUCUGAAGUGUGCCACCUCCAGUGAGCCUCCCUGUCAUGCCCAGCCUGUGGACAGCCAGCCCCCGCCAUACCUCCCGCCCCCUACCAAGCAUGGGGGUGCUGUGCAGGCAGCCGUGUGGCCUGACAGUCUCUACCAGUCCUGCUGUCCCUCGGCUGAGAAUAAAACCUAUUUCUGGAUGACGGGGAAUGUC
This is a messenger RNA of Rhinopithecus roxellana (golden snub-nosed monkey), 3890 nucleotides long. RefSeq names its product dynamin 1 (gene DNM1). The coding region runs from base 111 to 2717 and encodes 868 amino acids. The record is from RefSeq and is a predicted model, not a curated record. The transcript is spliced from 22 exons. NCBI's taxonomy places the organism in Eukaryota, Metazoa, Chordata, Mammalia, Primates, Cercopithecidae. Gene Ontology annotation, cellular component: cytoplasm; microtubule; membrane. Gene Ontology annotation, molecular function: GTP binding; GTPase activity; microtubule binding.